AUGCAUAUACUGCGGUGGACAUUCUUGUUGUUCACAUUGUGCGGCUGUUAUCCGCCUCUUUCGUGGAAGAGACCUGUGCAAAAAUUUCUGUAUGAAAUUUAUACAAUAUUCUCAUUCCUGGUUCUCAAUAGUUUCUUGCUUUUUCAAAUAUUGGAUAUGAUAUGCAACGUAGAAAACACAGAUGAUUUCAGCGAUAAUUUCUCCGUGACAGUGGUGGUGUUUGUCACGUGCCUCAAGCUUUUCACUAUACUGAUAUAUCGAGCAAACUUCCUACUUUUGUGCAAUACGUUGCAAAAGGAGCCAUUUUUACCAAUGAACGAAGAAGAGUUCGAAAUUCUGUUGAAAUUCGAGAAAAUUACCGAUUGGAACACACUUGGUUACAUGAUCCUGCUCGUGAUUUCUGAUUUCUUUAUACUCGUAGUGUCGCUUCUUGCAAAUUUCAAGAACAGAAAACUAGCGUUUCGAACAUGGAUACCAUACGAUUACUCGUCGUUAUCUACAUACCUGCUUACUUUCCUUUAUCAGUCGUUAUUCACGGCGAUAUGCACUUUUGGAUGCGUCGCCAGCGACUCUCUGUACAGUGGCCUGUUGAUACAUAUUAAUUGCCAAUUCGAAAUACUAGAGCAUCGUCUGAAGAACAUCGAAUCGAACCAGAAUUAUUCAGUGAGGCUGUGUGUUCGUCAUCACGAUCAUAUAUACAAAUUUGGCGAAAUGGUAAACGAGGAAUUUAAAAUGAUCAUGCUUUUUCAAUUCUGUACAAGCCUGUCUACGAUCUGUUUUAAUUUCUAUCGAAUAACACAAAUCGAAAUGGAUUCGAGAUUCGUAGGAACGCUUCUUUACAUGGCCUGCUCGUUGAUGCAGAUAUUUUAUUAUUGCUGGUUCAGCAAUGAAGUCAAACUCAAGAGUUUGGAACUUUCUGAUAUGAUCUUCAGAACCGACUGGACAUCGUUAAAUAACAACGUUAAGAGAGCUUUUUUGAUGUUAAUGAGGCGUGCUAUGAGACCGAUCGAAUUUACCAGCAUUUACGUCAUCUCCGUCAAUCUUGAGUCCUUCAUGACACUACUGAAGACUUCUUACUCCGCGUUCAAUUUUUUCCAACAGACCCGGGAAUCAUGAAAAUGCGGGAAAUUUCUUAAUUUAGAACUGUCUGCCUUCGAUACUUCCGAAUAGAAUAAUAAUUGUCCACUUA
Molecule: messenger RNA, 1189 nt
Organism: Bombus pascuorum
Lineage: Eukaryota; Metazoa; Arthropoda; Insecta; Hymenoptera; Apidae
Product: odorant receptor 94b-like
Exons: 5
Coding region: 1-1116 (371 amino acids)
Biological process (GO): sensory perception of smell; detection of chemical stimulus involved in sensory perception of smell
Cellular component (GO): plasma membrane
Molecular function (GO): odorant binding; olfactory receptor activity
Source: RefSeq, a predicted model, not a curated record